Molecule: messenger RNA, 2989 nt
Organism: Syzygium oleosum
Lineage: Eukaryota; Viridiplantae; Streptophyta; Magnoliopsida; Myrtales; Myrtaceae
Product: ATP-dependent DNA helicase Q-like SIM
Exons: 16
Coding region: 254-2881 (875 amino acids)
Biological process (GO): double-strand break repair via homologous recombination
Cellular component (GO): chromosome; cytoplasm; nucleus
Molecular function (GO): four-way junction helicase activity; nucleic acid binding; 3'-5' DNA helicase activity
Source: RefSeq, a predicted model, not a curated record
UCAUAUCCAUCACCAUCGCAAAAAGCGCGCAAAACGCACCGCUUUGGCCAGAGCAGCAAAUACGACACUGCAAAACAGCCUCUGCGAAUCCCUCCCUCCAAGAAAACUUGGGAGCUCGAUCUUCGCGCGACUGCGAAGAGGAAGGUCAAAUCAAAUCCCGAGCAUUUCCACGAACACCUUCUCUCCCUCUGCCGAUCGCGCUUCUGUUUCCUCCGCAGUCUCCGGUCCAUCCUAAAAUUUCAGAAUCCAUAUCAUGGAUGGUGAAGCUGUCAAUGGUGAUGCUGUCAUUGCAAAACUAGUGGAAAUGGGAUUUGAAUAUUCUUCAGCAGUAGAGGCUGUGAAAGUGGCUGGUGCUUCAAUAAAUGACGCAGCUGACUAUAUCUUGAAUGGCCCCUGGAGAACCAAUUUGGGUGCAUCAACCAGUUCUAACCAUUCCAAAGUAUGUGUAAAAGCUUCAGGAAAAAGUGCUUCGUCCCUGUCACAGCCUUCAGGGAGAAUGUGGCAAUCUAACAUUCUGGAUCAUUUUGGAACAAAAAGGCAAACCAAAAGAAGUAGAUUUAAUGUGGAAAAAGAUGUUUUGGAUGCGAGGUCAAAAGUCUCACCUGUCAUGGAAGGAAACGGGAAUGUCCAUCCUGAUACGCAUCGAGACGCCGAGAUCACAUCAGAAAUUAUUGCUGUUGAUUGCGCAGAAGAGCUGCAUCUGGGAGCAGACUGGGAGCAGCAAGUUAAUGGUCUCUUAUGGAAGCACUUUGGUCAUGCAUCCUUGAAAAGCUUCCAGAGAGAAGCUUUGGCUGCUUGGCUAUCUCACCAAGAUUGCCUUGUUCUCGCUGCAACUGGAUCUGGUAAAUCACUGUGUUUCCAGAUUCCAGCCCUACUGUCCAGGAAGGUGGUUGUUGUGAUCUCGCCAUUGAUAAGUUUAAUGCAUGACCAGUGUCUAAAUCUCGCAAAACAUGGUGUCUCUGCCUGCUUUCUUGGAUCUGGGCAACCUGACAAUAGCGUGGAAAAGAAAGCGAUGGAGGGUAAAUAUGGUUUGAUAUAUGUUUGCCCAGAGUCACUUUUAAGGCUGAUAAAACCACUACAAAGUCUUGCAGCUGGCCGAGGAAUCGCGUUAUUUGCAAUUGAUGAAGUCCACUGUGUUUCGAAAUGGGGCCAUGAUUUUCGGCCUGACUACAGGAGACUAUCUGUGUUAAGAGAGAACUUCAGCACUUCCAAGAUGAAGUUCUUGAAAUUUGACAUUCCAAUGAUGGCUUUGACUGCUACUGCUACUAACCGUGUUAGAGAAGAUGUUAUUCAGUGCCUUAACAUGUCAAAGGAGACAAAGAUUGUGCUUACAUCAUUUUACCGCUCCAAUCUACGUUUUUCUGUCGAGCAUAGCAGAACUUCUUCACGGACUUACAAAAAGGAUUUCCAUGUUUUGAUAACAACAUAUGGUAUGAGAAGAAAGAUUGGUGACAACCAGCAUCUCGACUGUGCUGAAGAUUCCGAUAAUACAUCAGUAUGCUCAGAGGACGACUACUGUGACAGAUAUGAAGAUGAUGAAGCGAAUUCGGUGAAUAAUGAUAACAGCUCUUCAAGGGAGACAGAAUUGUCAGUUGAAUACUUAGAAGAUGCAACGGACACCUUCCAGGGUGUGGAUGAUUGGGAUGUUCCCUGCGGAGAAUUCCAUGGAGAAUCUCCUGAUUUAAGCCAGGAGAUAUGCAGUUCUUUUGAGACAUCUGGUUCACCAAUGGAACUGGAAGAAAGGCUUAAGCUUCAGCAAGAGCCAUUGGAACGUGGACCUACUAUCAUUUAUGUCCCUACGAGGAAAGAAACUUUGACAAUUGCCAAAUUCUUGUGUGACUGUGGCAUCAAAGCAGCAGCUUAUAAUGCCAAGUUGUCAAAAUCAUAUCUUAGGCAAGUCCACAAGGAAUUUCAUGAAGAUGACUUAGAGGUUGUUGUUGCGACUAUGGCUUUUGGAAUGGGGAUCGACAAGUUAAAUGUCAGAAGAAUCAUCCACUAUGGUUGGCCACAGAGUUUAGAGGCAUACUAUCAGGAAGCAGGGCGUGCUGGAAGAGACGGAAAAUUAGCAGAUUGCAUACUCUUUGCUAAUUUAGCAAGAACACCAACUCUGUUGCCUAGUCAAAGAAGUGCAAAUCAGUUGAAACUAGCAUACAAAAUGCUGUCUGAUUGUCACAGGUAUGGAAUGAACACUGCAAACUGUCGAGCUAAAUCGCUCGUUGAGUACUUUGGGGAGCAAUUCAGUUAUGAGAAGUGCUACUUGUGCGAUGUGUGCAUUAAAGGACCUCCUGAGAUGCUGAAUGUGAGGGAAGAGGCUGAUGUUUUCAUGCAGGUUCUUGCUGCUCACAAGAAACAAUAUGCUUUGUCUCGGGGAAGCAGCGGAUACACCGCUGACUCAUAUGAUGAUGAUGUAACAUGUCAUGACGUCAAACAAAGACAGUAUGUUGAGAAGCUAUAUCUCAGGCUCUUGGUCAGUAAAAUCAGGGAGCAGUCUCCUAAACACAUGGCAACUGACAUGUUAUGGUGGCAAGGUCUUGCUCGAGUUAUGGAAAGUAAAGGAUACAUCCAAGAGGGUGACGAGAAGGCUCAUGUUCAGAUAAAAUAUCCUGAGCUAACUGAACGAGGACAGGAUUUUGUGCAAUCACAAAGAGAGGAAGGAUUGUACAUAUUUCCUGAAGCCGAUAUGCUUCUCUCAGGGAGAAAACGGAAAUCAUUUUCCACCUUUUCUGAAUGGGGAAAGGGCUGGGCUGAUCCUGAGAUACGUCGCCAGCGCUUGGAGAGGAGGCGAUUAAACAGGAGGCCAAGAGAAAGGAAAUCAAAAGGUUUCAAGGCAAGUCAGAAAACCGUUCGAGGAAGGCUAGCUAAAAAACUAAAAUCAAGGUGAGGCGAUUGUUUUGGGUAGGGAUUUGUCCGAGUGUCCAGUUUUAUCUGUAAUUACAGAAUUAGGCACUGACGUAAAUUAUAUCAUCGAAAUGUAUACUUUUUCGUGGAA